AUGGCUGGGUUGGCUGUCAUCCUAGGGGCAUUCUGGGGAGUUUGCCUCCUCAGCAUUGCACUUCUCAAGUGGAAUGAGCUCCGGUACCGGAAGAAAGGCCUCCCGCCCGGCACCAUGGGCUGGCCCGUCUUUGGCGAGACCACCGAGUUUCUCAAACAAGGCCCAAGCUUCAUGAUUAACCAGAGAUCAAGGNAUGCUCGAUAUCCUCGGAAAAUGCAAUAUUGCAGCCGUGCACGGCCCAGCCCACAAGCACAUGAGAGGGGCCUUCUCCUCCCGAAGAUCGACGAUUUCAUGAGAUCCCAUCUCCGGAAUUGGGACGACAAGAUCGUCGACAUUCAAGAGAAGACUAAAGAGAUGGCGUUUUUAUCGUCUCUUAGGCAGAUUGCGAGCAAGGAAGCAGGAUCGAUAUCCCGGGACUUCAUGCCCGAAUUCUUCAAACUCGUGCUCGGGACACUUUCGCUGCCGAUCAACCUUCCCAAUACAAACUACCGUCGGGGGUUUCAGGCGAGACAGAACAUCACGAGCCUGUUGAGAAAGCUGGUGGAGAACAGAAGGGCCUCCUCGGGAGGAAAUCAACAAGACAUGCUCGGUUUUCUGGUCAGUCCGGAGAAUAGAUAUAAGCUGAAUGACGAGGAGAUGAUUGAUCUAAUAAUCACGAUUCUGUAUUCGGGAUACGAAACCGUGUCGACUACUUCGAUGAUGGCUGUUAAGUAUCUACACGACCAUCCAGAAGUGCUUGAGGAGCUAAGGAAAGAGCAUAUGGCUAUAAGAGAAAGAAAAGGGCCCGAGGAUCCUAUUGAUUAUAACGACUACAAAUCGAUGCGGUUUACACGUGCUGUCAUAUACGAGACGUCGAGACUAGCCACGAUCGUUAAUGGGGUUCUGAGGAAAACAACGAGAGAUAUGGAAAUAAAUGGAUAUCUCGUUCCCAAAGGAUGGAGGAUAUACGUGUACACAAGGGAAGUUAAUUAUGAUCCUUGCCUUUAUCCAGAUCCAUUGACAUUCAACCCGUGGAGAUGGCUGGAAAAAGGCCCUGAAAACCAGCAGCAUUUCUUGAUUUUUGGGGGCGGCACUAGACAAUGUCCUGGGAAGGAACUCGGUCUAGCCGAGAUAUCGACAUUUCUUCACUACCUAGUGACUAAGUACAAAUGGGAAGAAAUUGGGGGAGAUGAGCUAAUGAAAUUUCCGAGAGUCGAAGCGCCAAACGGGCUUCGGAUUAAGGUUUCGAGCCGCUAG
Molecule: messenger RNA, 1236 nt
Organism: Striga asiatica
Lineage: Eukaryota; Viridiplantae; Streptophyta; Magnoliopsida; Lamiales; Orobanchaceae
Source: the annotation of a GenBank genome assembly